CAAUUCCUGUGAAAGCUGAUGGGAUAGAUACUCCAAAUCAGACUCUUCGGUUGAUGGGUCAUUGAAUGGAUCAUCCCAUAUUCUGAAGGGGAGACGCAGCCCUUCCCCCAGCAGCUCAUCCAGCUCUUCUAAAUCAAAGCCAGAAUCUCCAGGAAUGAAGAGAAGAGGAUUGUCUCCUGUCCCUUUUCAGAGUGGACGUACAACUCCACCGCGGAGAGCGCCAUCUCCUGAUGGAUUUUCUCCGUAUAGUCCUGAGGAAACCAGUCGCCGGGUCAACAAAGUGAUGCGAGCAAGACUCUAUCUGCUGCAGCAAAUAGGACCCAAUUCUUUUCUGAUUGGUGGAGACAGCCCAGAUAAUAAAUAUACAGAGUUUUUAUUGGCCCUCAGACCUGCAGCUGUGGCAGAGGGGCGUUCUGCAUUCAUCUUCUCUUCGUCAUGUUACGCGUGUUUCAGCUGGAGCCAUCGGACACAAUGCUUUGGAGGAAAACCCUAAAGAAUUUUGAAGUUGAAAGUUUGUUCCAGAAAUAUCACAGUAGACGUAGCUCAAGGAUCAAAGCUCCAUCUCGUAACACCAUCCAGAAGUUUGUAUCACGCAUGUCAAAUUCUCAUACAUUGUCCUCAUCCACCACUUCCACAUCUAGCUCA
This is a messenger RNA of Staurois parvus, 645 nucleotides long. NCBI's taxonomy places the organism in Eukaryota, Metazoa, Chordata, Amphibia, Anura, Ranidae. The record is from the annotation of a GenBank genome assembly.